Brugia malayi is the source of this 264-nucleotide messenger RNA. RefSeq lists its product as uncharacterized. Bases 1 to 264 code for a protein of 87 amino acids. The record is from RefSeq and is a predicted model, not a curated record. The transcript has 3 exons. NCBI's taxonomy places the organism in Eukaryota, Metazoa, Nematoda, Chromadorea, Rhabditida, Onchocercidae.
AUGGCCGAUAUCCCUGACGUUGAAUGUACGCUCGAAAGGCUCGAAGUGCAUUUGGUACUGCUGCGAAAUUGUACAUAUAACACAAUCAUGAAGUCAUCUCAUGCAUAUCAAGUUUUAUUGGCACUUAAUCGAAAUAAAAAGUGUAUUGUUUGCGAAUACGGUGAUGACAGGUUAAAAGAUCGAGUUCUAUGGGGAUAUCAGCGUCACUCCUUCAACAAUAAUAAUGUGCCUGGAUUGAACGCUGCACCAGUCGCAUAUAACUAA